Symbiodinium sp. CCMP2592 is the source of this 3696-nucleotide messenger RNA. NCBI's taxonomy places the organism in Eukaryota, Dinophyceae, Suessiales, Symbiodiniaceae. The record is from the annotation of a GenBank genome assembly.
AUGCACCUUCAGAAGACCCUGCGAGUGCUCUUCAACACUCGGUUAGGCCAUGCAGUGGGUCAGGAUCGAAAACAUGAGAGUUCUUCAUUCCCGGGCUUGGGACUAGGGCCGCAUGUGGAAAGUCGCAUGGCGGCGCAGACUGGAAGCGAGAGGUUGGCGCUCCUGCGCCAGCGCCUCUUCCCCCGGGCCGAGGGCCGGGAAGAUGCGAAGGGACAGCUCUUUGUCACUGUGAUCCGUGCGACGAACCUCAACCUGCCUGCCUUUCGGUGGUUUCCACCGCAGGCGGUCAUCGCCUUGGGGCACCAUGAGCGCCGGUCUCCCUUGGGAGAAGCUUUCGGGGCGCACCCCAUCUUCGACUGGCGCACGGAGCUUCCUUUCACAGGGCACGAGUCCCACCUGGUCUUCGAAGUGGUUUGCGAGGAUUUCCUGCUGGGGAGCUGCUUGGUGCCCUUGCAAGAGGUGCUGAGCGGGGCAGCGACGGGCGCCUUCCGGCGGGUGCUGCCCUUGGCUGAAUCCGGAGAAGGAGAGCGCCCUGAACUCUACGUCAUGGUCACCACGACCUUGGAUGGCGACGUUCGUGUGCCGGUCGUUCAGGAGAGCGCUGCGAGGCAGCUGCAGGCGCGCACGUCGCAGCUCCGGGUGACGCUGCGCUCCCUGCGUGUCACCGAGAAGUUUGCCAUUGACAAUGGCACCAACAAGAUCUGCCCGUAUGUCUCAGCAGCUUGCGGCCAGCAAGUAGGCCGGACAAGGCCCGCCUUCGUGAUGGCGAGUCGCGAGGAUAGCCAGAGCCAGAGGUUCGUUUUCACCGGGCUCCCCAGCAGCAACUUCGAGUGUGGAGAGCUCCUCCGCGGCCGAUGGGACAAAUACCGGGCGGCGCCCUCCUCGCAGGAGCGCCACUCGUCACAGCCCCAAUUCGGCUAUCGCAUGAAGGUGGAGACAGGUGGUCUGCAGCUUUCUUAUUGCAACGUGGAGUUUACCUUCUGGUACCAGCAGCAGGAGUUGCUGGAGCUAUCUGUGUUCGAUGACAUCUUUCUGGUCUAUCCCGACCCUCUGGUUGCCACCGGGGCAGUAGACAUCAACGAAGCCUUCCGCCUGGCCUUUGCAGAAGAUGGCACCUUGCUGGACGAUGAUGGCCGGCAACCGGCCGUCGUAGUGCGUGUGCCGCUGUCCUCGUCCAUUGCUUCCUUGCGGCCAUCAGGUAGCGUUGGCAAUGCCAGUGCAGGGGUCGCCGAUGGUGGGGAUGGUGGAACAGGUGGCAGCACUAGCUCUCACGCUGCCGGAGAGAUCGAGUUGCAGAUCGAGUUCUUGGAGGAACCCGUGGCCUGCCCUACAGCGCUGGAGAACACCUUCCGCCGGGCGAUGCGGGCUCGGAAGGAGGCCUCCGAUCUGCAUCAUGAAAGCUUGCAGUACCUGGCAGACAUCACCGAGGGCGACAUCACCGCAACCGGCCUUCCUCCUCUGGAGGACCUCUUCCGCGAGCAGCGCCGCACACUGGCUGUCCUUUGCGCUUCCUGUGCUGUGGCCACGGCGAGAAGGCUCGCCAGCCACGAGGGCCGUGCAACAGUGCUUUUUGCAGAUCGUCUCCACGGUGUCACGGAGGGUCUUUGCCAGCUCCUCGUGCCCGAUGACUCGGAGUUAAAAGAAGAUCUGCUGAGCUCGGCUCGUAAUGCGGUCACCUACAAGCCAAUCGAGGAGGCAGCGGAGGCCUACCGUCAGAAUUGCCGGCCUUCCGGUUCUCGUUUGGAGCUGCUGCUUCCCAUAGGCACCUUGCUCGCCUCAUCUUCCAGCUCUGGUGCCCUGUUGCGCGUUUCCCUGAGGAAGGCGGCAGAUGCAAUCGAACCAGCAAGCGGCACUGGGCGGCUCUUCUUCGAGCUACUGGAACGGCACCUGGCAGCCCUGGGCCGCCUUCCGGCGCCCGAGGCUCCCCGGCUAGAGCUCGCUGAGGCGGCGGCAGGAGCUGAGCCCAGAGACUUGGCCGCCGAAGAGGCAGCGCCCGUGACUUUCGAACAGCAAGACCAACUUCGCCGUGGGCGGGCGGCCAUGUACACCAAUUUCUUCCCCGAGAUCGAGUGGAGCCGCCUUCUGGACAGAAGCCUGGAAGAGACCAAGGUUCCGAUCGUUCCAGGGAAGUAUCGGUACAUCAUUCCAUCGUCCCUGGCGUUGGGCGGCAUGUUUGGCGCACUCGCGUCCAUCUCAUACAUCGAGACGGCCGUGAUUCUGCACACGCUGGACGAAGAGAUCCUUUGCCGCGAGGACUACCACCACAUCGCGCUGAUGCGUGGGGCCUGCUACUUGGUGAAGGACUCGCACGUCGAUGGCUUCAUGGAGUGGGUCGCCACUUCGCCCGCCUGGUUCAAGGCCCUCUUCGGCAUCUUCGCGACCUCCGGCGCAACGGUGGCGCUUCAACAACUGCGCCGCCGGUAUUUCCUGGUGCGCGAGAUGAGACUGGAGCCGCUGGGCCCCUGCCUGUCUCCGCACAAGGUCAUCUGUGUGUCUGGAUUCCUUCGGAGCCUUGCAGACGUCUGCCAGCCCUGGGCAGUGGAGGGUCCCUGGACAUCUGGUCAAGUUUGCUUCCUGCGCUUUGAGACAGAGGUGCUCUACAAGCUCGGAAACCAGCUGCGAGAUGCUUUGGCCAGGGAUCUGAAGCGGACAGAGUACAUCGCUGCCUUCCUGAUGUCGCUAUCGAACCCCAUCACUUUCCAACAGCGAGUCAUCAAGACCGUGCUGGAAGAGCUGGGUGACCUCUUGGACCAGGCGUGCGAACGGGCGAGACAGGUGGGCCGCCUCCUGGCCCAGCAGCUCGUGGAGGCAGCGGAGGCCUCGCGCGGGAGGCUGACGGUGAGCUUGCUCGGCUUUUCUGCCGGCGGAGUGGUGGUGCAGAGCUGCCUGCAGGGUCUGCAAGAGCUCCGUAAGGACGGAAGGGCCGAAGCCGCCGACGUGGUUUGCGACGCCGUCCUGCUAGGGACACCUGCGGCUGCCCUUGACGAUGGAUGGUCACAGUUGCGAGAGCUGGUCACGGGGCGCUUCGUGAACGGUUUCUUUGCACAAGAUGGCUUCCUCCUGUCGCACCAGUUUCGCAGAGGAGGUACCAAGCUUGCAGGCUGCAGUCCGCUGCAUGCCCCGGAUGUGGAGAACAUCCCUAUGGACUCGUACAUCACGACCCACAACGAGUAUCCGGAACAGAUGGCGCUGAUCCUUCAUCGCAUCUUCCACGGUGACACGAAGGUGCACGCUGCCACUUCCGUCCGUAGGGCCGAGUGGUUCGAGGGCAGUCUACGACUCCUUUGCGAGGGGGAGGAUGGCUCUACCGAGGUGGUGGCCAUGGAUGGCUUCAGCGACGCUGACUUUGAUGCCCUGUGGCGGUACUUUGAACAGACAUGCGGUGUGUACUUAAAGAAGCACCGGCCGGUUGCAGCACUCUCGGAGGCUGACUUCGACCUUGCCAUGCGGAGCAUCGAGGAUGCGGCAGACAGGGUGGACGAAGCCUCGGCGGGCUCGGUGCAGAAGAAGGCGAAGGAAGCCGACCUCAUGAAAAAGGUUGAGAGCGUCCGCGACGGGCUCGAUCAAGCCGUCAGCGGGGACAAGCAGGCCCUGAGCCGCGUCUUCGCCGAUCGCGGCUGCGAGCGAAUCGGCCGGCUGCGGCUGGUCGUGGACACGGUUCAGCUCGAGGCGCAGGAUUUGGGCUCUGAGGGCUAG